CGACGUGACAUUUCAAGAGAAAGGCAGUGUUUCUUUUCUAAUUUAGUUUAUUUUUAUUCAUUAGUGCAAAUCAAGGCCCAGUUUUUAUUAGACAAAAGAUUUUUUCGAAAACAAAAAAUUUCCAAAAAUGGAUGUAAAUGAUUUUGUAAAUGGUCGUACACGGGGCGAUGGAAUGGAAUUUGUUGAAUCACAAUCAGAACGAGCAAAUAAAAUUUCGCAAGCCUCAACCACGAAUCCAACACAUAGAAGUAUCGAUGGUUCGACAAGUCGUAUUCCUGGUGCCACAACAAUCUAUCGCUUUGACGAUAGUCAAAGCAACUCGGUGAAGCUGCCAGCAAAAAUUCCGCAAGGGAAACCAUUUUAUUUAGUGCCUCAUUUAGUCAAUACGAAAAAAUCGUGUUCUCUUAAAAAUAAAGCGCCGAAAUUUGUGCCAUUCGAACCAUACAAAGCAGCCGUCAAUCCAAUGGUGCCAGAUCUUCAGAAGAGGCAGCGAACUAGCAAGAAAAACAAUUUGGACCUGAACACACUGGUGUCCCACGUUGCGAAUAUUAAAACGAGUGAGCUGAACAGUAUGAAUGUUGAAAAUAAUGCAGCAAAAGAAGCCGCUGCCACACAGCAAAAAUUGUACGAAAAACAAAUUGCCGAAUUGAAAAAGGAGCGUGAUUCAUUCGGAAGCGAACUCAAGUUCCAGGUCCAAGUGAAUUCAGAGCUAAAAAAUUUGCUAGUUGCAGCAGUUGGUGAGGAUUUACAAACUCGUGUCAACGUUUUGACAGAAGAUAAAUUGCAGUUGGCCAGAGCACUUUUAAGUUCGGCGACAGAACAUUCGACACAUACUGAGCAAAUCGAGUAUUUGGCCAAUCAGAGCGAAGUUUGGCGAAGUAAAUUUUUGGCGAGCAGUUUGAUGGUCGAAGAGCUGGCCCGAUGGAAGGCGAGUUUGAUGCAGAAGAAUAAAUUGCUACUCGAUUCGAACAAGCAAAUGCUGGAAACAAUGUCCCAAUUACGCACAAUGCAAACGAGCAUUCUACGAAAUUUAAAAUUUUUGGCGCAGUUAAAGUCCAUGAAUCUUCCAUCGAGCAACGUGACCGAUUUGACUCUGGAAUGUCUCAACAUCUCCGAACAGCUGGUACUACAUUCCGGCCGGAAUGUUGGAAUGCCGGAUGAUAGUUUGGAUUUGACACAUUUGGAUACAAUAACCGAAUCAGAAAAACUGGCAAUCGACGCGAUUCAGGCAUCGAAUCAGAAUCUUGUGUCGUCAGAUGCUGCACACAAAGCAGUUGUUGACCAAGCCUUUCCACCGACAAGAGCAUCGGUCGAAACACAAACCUCAAUUAACGACAUCAAUCAGUGAUUUUAUACAUUGAACGAGUAGAUUUUCUUAAACAAAUUUAUUAUCAAGCCAGCUCAAAUGCAAAUAUUGAACUGAGAUAAUGUUGUAUUCGAAUUAUGACUUGAUGAGAAUUCUAUGUAAAUAUUAAGAUUUUAUUCAAUUAUGACCAAUAAAUCUAUUUUCAGUAAAUUACAAA
This is a messenger RNA of Sitodiplosis mosellana (orange wheat blossom midge), 1523 nucleotides long. RefSeq names its product golgin-45. Gene Ontology annotation, cellular component: Golgi membrane. The transcript is spliced from 3 exons. NCBI's taxonomy places the organism in Eukaryota, Metazoa, Arthropoda, Insecta, Diptera, Cecidomyiidae. The record is from RefSeq and is a predicted model, not a curated record. Gene Ontology annotation, biological process: Golgi organization; Golgi to plasma membrane protein transport. The coding region runs from base 128 to 1348 and encodes 406 amino acids.